This is a messenger RNA of Aspergillus ochraceoroseus IBT 24754, 1511 nucleotides long. Its product is annotated as putative G-patch domain protein. The coding region runs from base 354 to 1172 and encodes 272 amino acids. Lineage: Eukaryota; Fungi; Ascomycota; Eurotiomycetes; Eurotiales; Aspergillaceae. The record is from RefSeq and is a predicted model, not a curated record. Gene Ontology annotation, molecular function: nucleic acid binding. The transcript has a single exon.
GAAGUAGUACUUCAGCACGGCGACGAGGAGCAGCCAUGGUACAACGCGGAGGACUGUGUAGGAGUAGGGAAUGGAUGAUAAGCCCUCUGUAACACCCUUAGUGAUCAAGGGGAUGGGCAUAUCGAGGUAAAUAGACAACAAGAGCCCCUGGAAGAAUGAAUAGGAAAGGGAGGAUAUAUAUGAAAGAGUAAAAAGAAGACCAGAGAGGGAACUCGGGACUCCUGGCAGGCGACAAAAAGAUAAAAAUAGCGGCCGAUCUCCCGCCCACCACUACAGUACAUAGUCGACUUUACUUCACUUUUUCUCCAGACAGUCAAAGUUGAGGCUAUCUUCACUGAAAAUUACAAGGGGCAAUGUCCAAGGACUCGAAUUCCUAUGAAGAUGAGGACUACUUCCUCCCUCUUGAAGACCAGCGAGUCUUCGGUGCAGGCAUCACCCGCAAACGCGUCCCCUUUGUGCGCUCCUCCGAACAUGAGCUCACCACGCUUGCUCUGUCCUCCUCGACGCCAAAUACUACCCCCUUCGCCGGCUCCAGUAUAGCAAAUCGAUACCUCUCGAUAGUGAUGCCCAAGUCUUCCUCUUCCUGUUCCCCGAAUCCAUCUACAUCUACAGCUAUAGCCACAAAUGCCCCCGAAAGUAUCCCGGCAAGCGCAAACACAGACGAGCGUAGCCACUCCGCUCCUCCUCCUCCUACUGAUAAUCCAUUACUGCCUUCAACCUGCGAGAUAUGCGACCUCCCCCUUGCCAACACCGACAGCAACCCCAGCGUAAAACCCCACGAAGCCUCCCUAGCGCACCAAGUCUGCCUGUCGCACUCCCAUCCACCUUCUCAUCUGGACCGCACCAGGCACGGACUCCGCUACCUCGCCUCCUACGGCUGGGACCCAGAUAGCCGGGUGGGAUUGGGCGCUCCAGGACGAGAAGGGAUCCGAGAACCACUGAAGGGCAAGUUGAAGGCUGAUACGGUUGGGUUGGGGGCAAAUGUUCCUACCGAGGAGCCGGGGAAGACCAAGACCAAGACCAAGGACAAGGACAAGGACAAGGACAAAGUGCAGAAGCUGAAUGCGAAACAGGUGAGGAAGGCGCAUGUGCAGGCUCGGAAGAGAGGGGAGAAAUUGCGCGAGAUGUUUUAUCGGGACGAGAACGUGUUGAAGUAUCUGGGGGACGGUUGACUCGGAUUAAAUUGAUGUGCUAUGAUAAUUAUGAUGAUGAUGAUACCCCUUUUCUUGCAUGUGAUUUAUGAGAUGAGUUCAUGUGGUAGUCUAUAUAUUACUAUGUACUGUACUUUGAAUAUUGUCAGGGUAAUUGACAAAAUGAAGGGGAGAGAGAGAGUAACCGCAGCGCCUUAAUUGCUCAGAACAACAACAACAACAACAACAACAACAACAACAAGCCCUAAAUGGUAUCACGGCAGUGCGAUAAUGCAAACAAACGCAAUUCCAAAUACUAAAAGCCUCUACAGUUGAAAAAAAAAAAAAAAAAGGAUUGGCUUAUAUUACCUAAAGAAAUGA